UCUUCUUCUCUCAAAAUUUGGAAAUUUAAAUGCGUGCUCUUUUCCGCUCUAUUCAAACCGGAGCACCGCUACUCUUCGUUAUUCUAUUCUAUGGAAAUAUUUUCAUAGGAAAUUUUAUAUAAAGUCAAUCUUCUUCCCCAGAUGAAAAUUUGCGAAAGAUAUUCUCUUUAGAUCACCUUGUCGACGAAGCGUAAGCCUUUGGUGGUUAUUGCAGGAAAAUUGAAAGGACACAGGAUAGAUGAUAUCGAUUACAUCCAAUGUCGAAUUCUAUAUGUUAGCUUGCGAUUAAAUCGUUUCACAAGCAUUUGCUUGAGUAUAUAUAUGCGUUGCAUAUAUUAUUCAAUGUUUAAGAUAUUGAUUUCAUAGUUUCGGGUGUUUAUCAAUUGAAUUGAAUGGCAAGACGCGGUGGUACAUGGUAUAACAACAUAUCGAAAAAAAAAAAAAAAAAAUAGAUAAUUUAAUUGAAAAAUGUUUAUUUCCUUUUUUUUUUUUGUUUUUUGAAACAUUAGAAAAUUAAAACCAAUGCUAGAAAGACGGGAAAUAUCAUUGAACUCAAAAACUUUUAAAAUAAUAAUAAAAAACUUAUUACCGACGUCUUUUACUAAUAGGAGAGCAGCAGUAGUCUCGAUUAUGUUAUUUAUUAAUAUAUUCAUGGAAUUGCUAAGGAAUUCGUUUACUAUAUACACGUGCAUACUACAUAUGGAAAACAAGUGAGAACGUCUUCUUAACAUUAAAAAGAGAAAAUAUAAAUAUUUUAUUACAAAAAAAAAAUGGCUGUAUUUUUUAAAACAAAAAUCAUAACAACAUAAUAAAUAACUUUAGAUUUAUUGUUAUAUUAUUAACGCGAGAAUUUUGUUAGAAUAGAAAUAUUAAACGCGUAAACUGUUUAUUUGCCUUUGGUGCAAAUAUACAGCAAUCGAUACGUAAUAAAUAAUACCUCAAAAAGUAACAAAUACAAAAUUACAACAAUAAAUAUGUCAGAACACAGCGCUUGGGGUCAACGCCCAGCGACUGCUGCCGAAGCUGCCAUAUGGUGGCCUAGUGCGGCGCUCGCUGCGGCUGCUACACAACACCAACAACACCUGCAACAACAACAACCAUCAAUUGAUCAGCAAACUCUUCAACAAUAUCAGCAACAAUUGGUUGCCCAGCAACAACAACAAGCCGCUGCCGCAGCCGCUGCUGUACAGCAGCAACAACAAUUGCAACAGCAGCAGCAACAGCAGCAACAUCAACAAGUUGUCGUCCAACAGAAUCAACAGCAAGCCCAUCAGAAUAACGCCAAUACGACGUCCGGUGUCGGUACACAGCAGUUAUUCACGUAUAAAAUGGCCAGUAGUUUCCCAAAUCCAGCGACCACAAUGGCCCAGGUGGUCGCCACCUCAAACGCGGCCGGUACACCAGCGUACGAUUAUCGUUUGAAUAUGGCACAGGCAGCCGCCGCCGCUGCGGUGCCAGGUUCCCAGUGGUGGUAUUCAGCCGCCAAUCAAGGUCAACUGGAUGCUAAUGCAGCUGCUCAGUUACAACAGCAACAGCAACAGCAGCAACAGCAAAAUGCGCAAAAACGUAAAAACAAAAAAAAAAAAAACAAGCCGCAAAAGUCCAAAAGAGUGAAGAAAAAAAAAAAAAAAAAAAAAAAAACAGAAUUUAAUCAUUUGGAGAGGGAGAGAGAGAGAGAGUGGAAAGAGUGAGAGAGAGAGAGAGAGUGGAGAGAGGGGUGAGGGAGAGAGCGAGAGGGAGAGGGAGAGCGAGAUAGACACACAGAGAGAGAGAGAGAGAGAGAGAAAGAAAUGAUAUCGAAUUGUGGUGGCGGCGGUAAGGCUGAUGCUAAACCACGUGGCCGUAUGACAGCAUAUGCCUAUUUUGUGCAGACAUGCCGUGAAGAACAUAAGAAAAAACAUCCCGACGAAACGGUCAUCUUUGCUGAAUUCUCAAGAAAAUGCGCAGAAAGAUGGAAGACAAUGGUUGAUAAAGAGAAGAAACGUUUUCAUGAGAUGGCUGAAAAGGAUAAAGCACGUUAUGAAAUGGAAAUGCAAAAUUAUGUUCCGCCCAAGGGUACUGUAGUUGGACGUGGCAAAAAGAGGAAGCAACCAAAAGAUCCUAACGCGCCGAAACGUUCAUUGUCUGCUUUCUUCUGGUUUUGCAAUGAUGAACGUAAUAAAGUUAAAGCUCUGAAUCCUGAAUAUGGUGUAGGCGAUAUUGCUAAAGAGCUGGGCCGUAAAUGGGCCGAUGUCGAACCUGAAGUUAAACAAAAGUAUGAACUUAUGGCUGAAAAGGAUAAGGCAAGAUACGAAAGGGAAAUGACUGAAUAUAAAACAAGCGGGAAAGUUGCCAUGUCUGCACCCUCCAUGCAAGCGUCCGCUCAGGCGGCGCAAAAGGCUGCGUUACUGGCUGCUGCUCAACAGCAGCAACAACAGCAACAGCAGCAACAACAGCAGGCCCAGCAACAGCAAGCUCAACAUCAUGAUGAACAUGACGAUGAUGAAGGCGAUGGUGAGGAUGAUGAGAAUCAGUAGACUUAAGUAUAAGGUUGCUAAAUAUAACCAUAAAAUUAAAUUUAAAAAGAAAAAAAAAAGAAAAAGAAGAAAAAAGAAAUAAGAAAGCAAAUCAUCAUUGUCACACCUCUUCCUUGAAUGAAAAAAAAA
This is a messenger RNA of Glossina fuscipes, 2645 nucleotides long. RefSeq names its product high mobility group protein DSP1 (gene Dsp1). The transcript is spliced from 9 exons. The record is from RefSeq and is a predicted model, not a curated record. Gene Ontology annotation, molecular function: DNA binding, bending. Gene Ontology annotation, biological process: regulation of transcription by RNA polymerase II. Gene Ontology annotation, cellular component: nucleus. NCBI's taxonomy places the organism in Eukaryota, Metazoa, Arthropoda, Insecta, Diptera, Glossinidae.